Xenopus laevis (African clawed frog) is the source of this 1431-nucleotide messenger RNA. It is a transcript of the gene myoz2.S, whose product is annotated as myozenin 2 S homeolog. Gene Ontology annotation, cellular component: actin cytoskeleton; Z disc. NCBI's taxonomy places the organism in Eukaryota, Metazoa, Chordata, Amphibia, Anura, Pipidae. The record is from RefSeq and is marked provisional. Gene Ontology annotation, molecular function: telethonin binding; FATZ binding; actin binding.
AUUGGAGUGUUUCAGCCAAGUCGUCAAAAGACAUCUCGCAUCUUGCUUUGCCUUCCAAAAAACAGAGCCUCGGCUAAGGGGGCAGAUAACCAAAUAAGCGGACAAUGAUGUCACAAAGUGCCCUCAACAAGGAGAGGAGAGAGCAAGCAUCAGCCAUUUUGAAGGAAAUGCAAGGAAAUGGUGGAAAUGAGUCAGAUGGCUUGGAUUUUGGCAAAAAGUUCAGCGUCCCAAGAGACAUUAUGCUUGAGGAGUUAUCCCACGUCAAUAACCGCGGUGCGAGACUAUUUAAGAUGCGUCAGAGGAGAUCAGACAAGUAUACAUUUGAAAAUUUUCCAUAUGCAAUGAAGCCACAGACAGCUCAAAAUCAAGUCAACCAAAAUGGAAACACAGAAGGAAAUACAUUGGACGCCAACCAGCAAAUCUCUCCACAGACACCUCCUAACACACCAGAUCCUCGAAGUCCUCCCAACCCUGAAAACAUUGCACCAGGCUAUACAGGGCCACUCAAAGAAAUACCCCCAGAGAAGUUCAAUGAAACCGCUGUUCCUAAGUAUUAUAUAUCUCCAUGGCUAGAAGCCAUAAGCAAUGAACCAGACCUCCUUGAGACCCUGUACCCGAAAUUGCCUGUACCUGGAGAAAUGGCUGAGAUUCCUGACUACAAGAGCUUCAACAGAGCUGCCACUCCUUUCGGGGGAUUUGAUAAUGCAUCAAAGUUAACCACUUUUAAGCUCCCUGAGUUUGAUCUAUUUCCAAUGAUGGAUCCUGCUGUCAAUAUGUCACCAAACCCUCUAAGCUCAAGACGAUCCUUUAACAGAAUGGCUCAGGGAUGGACAUCUGAAAAUAUCCCUAUCUGUUAUGCUACUGACGUCACCUUCAAUGCUGAAAUUCCAGAAUCAGAUGAUCUGUAAAUGGCUGAGAAUUCUGUAAUACAGUCUUCACUCCCUCAAAUGAGACAGCUUGCUUGGCAUGUUUUAGCUAGCUAGAACCGAAUGGACAAUGUCUAAUGCAUCUUUUGUUUGCACUUGUAUCUGUAUGUUUAGGUCUAUUAUAAAUAAACAAAUAAAAUCCUAAUUUCCAUAAAACAAUGUGUCACAUUUAUAAUGGCACCUACAAUGUGUGGCAGAAUUAAUUAUCUAAAGAAGAUGACAACUAUACUGCAAUAAAAUACAGAGCAACACAAAUUUAAGUAGCUGAAAUGCCCUCUGGGCAGGCAGAAAUACUGUGCAAUGGUACAAUUACUGUACUACAGCUCGUUCAUGACAUAGCAGUCUUGUUCAGAAGUAAAGAAGAUCUUUAAAAUAUUUGAGAAACAAUAUAAUGUUAUUUUCUCAAUAGCUUUCUUUUAAAAUUCUUUUGUAUUUUUGACGCACAGGAAAGAGAUGGGAGUGAUUUCAAUAAGCCUUAAAAUGUAAAUAAAGGGUUUUAAAAGUU